GGAGAUGAGGUGGGUUAAGCCAAGGCAGUGUUGUAGAUUAAUGAGACACAGAGCGCAAAACUGACCAGCCGCCUUUUAAACAUGGUUUCCGUGUCUUACAUUUUACCAUGGGCUUUAUUUACAUGCGCCCUGGCGAGGUAUUUCCACGCUGGGGAAAAGUCGUUUGUGAGGAGGCCGCCGAGGGAGUUGAGCGGUGAUGAGGAGCGACAGAAGUUGGCACUCAAUGGACACACAUGCCCAACUUUUCCUGGAGUUGAGUCAGCGCUGCUAAACAACACCCACACUUUCAACUUUAAAGUGAGGACCAUGGGCUCCCUGUCACUUGCCUGGGUGGGAGAUGAAUCAGGGGUGUUGCUGGUGUUGACCACAUUCCAGGUGCCUUUGUUCAUGAUGCGAUUCGGACAGUCCAACCUCUACAGGAGUGAAGACUUUGGGAAGACGUUCACUGAUGUGACCCACCUGAUCAAUCACACCUUCAUCCAGACAGAGUUUGGCAUCGCUGUCAGCCCAGACCACUCUGGCAAGGUGAUCCUGACAGGUGAUGUGUCAGAUAUUGGGGGAUUUCGACUGUUUCGCUCACAGGACUUUGGCCGGACAUUCACAUCAUCUGAAUUGCCGUUUGAGCCCUUAAUUCAGAUGCUGUACAACCCAGGAGACUCCAACAUACUUCUGACGCUCAGCAUCACGUUGAACUUGUGGCUGUCGGAGGAUUUUGGCGCCACCUGGCGAAAGAUCCAUGACAGUGUUUGCCUCGUCAGAUGGGGUGCGAAGAAUAGCAUCUACUUUACAACAAACUACAACGGCUCAUGCAAUCACAAAGGAAUGUUGGAGUUAAGGAAAACAACAGACUACGGUAGAAGCUUCCAGACCAUCGCAACAAGAGUUUACUCUUUCGUACUUGGGGGGAGAUUUGUUUUUGCUUCCAUCAUGACCGGAGAGGGCACAGAGCGUAUGAUCCACGUGUCAGUAGACGGAGGACAAGUAUGGAAUAUUGCUCAGCUUCCUGCUGUCAACCACGAUCAGUUCUAUUCUAUCCUGGCAACCAAUGAAGACAUGGUAUUCAUGCACGUGGACGACCCUGAAGACUCUGGGAUUGGAACAAUCUAUGUGUCUGAUGACAGAGGAGCCGUGUUCUCCAAGUCUCUGGAGCGCCACCUCUUCACCACCACAGGAAGUGACACCGACUUCACCGCCAUUACUUCACUUAGGGGCGUUUACAUGACCAGCGUACUCACAGAGGACGGAGCUGUGGAGACAGUGAUCACAUUCGACCAAGGAGCGCGAUGGCAAACACUGCGCCGACCACAAAACAGCCAAUGUGACACAGAGACUAACAGGCCAAACAGAUGCAGACUUCACAUCCACGCCACGUACAGCACGGCCAUGAAGAUGAAUGUCCCCAUGCUGCCGCUCUCACAGCCCAGUGCAGUAGGCCUCGUUCUUGCUCAUGGCAGCGUCGGGGAUGCUGAGUCGGCUGUUAUGCCUGACGUAUAUGUGUCUGACGAUGGCGGUUACUCGUGGUUGCUGUCUCUCAGAGGCCCUCAUCACUAUGCUAUAUUGGACUCAGGGGCCCUGCUUGUGGCAGUGGAGCACAGCAACAUGGCUGUCAAUCAAAUCAAGUUUUCCACUGAUGAAGGCCGGUGUUGGCACACUUACAACUUCACCAGUGACCGUUUCCACUUCAGCGGUAUGGACAGUGAGCCGGGCUCCCGAUCCAUGAAUGUCAGCCUUUGGGGCUACAGGAAUGACUUCACCAAAUGGGUCGUAAUCACCAUCGACUUCAGGAAGCUCCUCGCCCGAGAUUGCAGCGACGAAGACUACGUGCCCUGGUUGGCUCACUCUGCUGACCCUGGCAGAUCUGAUGACGGCUGCGUGUUGGGCUUCAAGGAGACCCUCUUACGUUUAAGGAAAGAUUCGGCCUGCUGGAAUGGGAGGGACUAUGCUGUCGGCAAGCAGCUGUCACCUUGUCCUUGUACACUGGAUGAUUAUCACUGUGACUUUGGAUACUACCGACCUGAGAACAGCUCAGAGUGCGUGGAACAGGAGGAGAUGAAGGGCCGUCCUCUGGAGUUCUGUCUGAAUGGCACCACUGAAGAGCUACAGACCAGUGGUUACCGGAAGAUUCCAGGAGACCAAUGUGAAUUUGGUUUCCAACCCGUCAGAAAAGAGACAGAUCUGAGAAGGAGAUGCACCAGCAAUGUCCUACAUCCGGUUUCUCUGACUGAAAGUGCCUCACCAAACGCUGCAAUCAUAGCCAUGGUUGUCAUAGCGAUGCUGCUGAUGAGUGCCGUCAUGGGCGUUUGGAUGGUUAAGAAAUACGUCUGUGGAGGACGGUUCCUUGUGCACCGCUACUCUGUCAUGAGGGAACACGUUGAAGCUAACAAAAUAGAAGGAGUGGACGACGUGGAUGCCCAGUACAUGGAAACAGGAGCAGCGCAGUACGAGGAUUCAGAUCAGGACCUCUUGGAAUAGGUUGGACAUUUUGACCCCCUCUAGCGUUUUCUCAAUGCCUGAGCACUCUCCCUUGUCCCACAUGCUGAAUAACAUCUGCUCUCAAGUCUCGAUGACCCCCUGGUGGCUGAAGGAGGCAACAGCAGCAGGCUGAGUUAUCGCUGGUUGAGGCUCCCACAGAGACAAACUAAUGGAACUGGGUGGGGUAGGGGCCCUUAACCCAGUACAGAACACAAGAAAGGACUUUUAGGUCCCUGCAGAGCUUUUAUUGUGUCUGUCAAAAAGAUUUCUGUAAGGACAUCUGGAUCUGAAAUUGUGCUCUGUGUGAUUCCUUUCAAGAUGUUCCACAAUGCACAGUAGAGGAAUUUGUUUUUUAUCUUACAGUGUUAGGGGAUAACAAAGUAGUAGAAUACUAGAAUAAAUGCUCAGUAUUUUAGUCAAAGUCAAAAAAUAUAUUUUUUUUACUCUGUAAGAUUGAAACCUCCUAAUUAUUUGUUGUUGAUACGGGCCGUUUAAACAUUCAUUUUUAUAGUUUCACCGAUCAUCUCAAUUGAGCGAUGGUGUUCUUUAAAGCACUUUUGAUUCUAUUAACGUCUGUGAGCAAUAGCAGGCUCAUUUAAAUGUCUCCGCCACUCCCACAGAAUCAUUUUUCAUUUUUGACUGUAGGUAGUUUCACUUUUAAAAAAGUGUGACUUUCAUUCGAGGAUGCACUUUAGAUGUCAGAUGUCAAACAGUCAGUGCACACUGUUACUUAUUUACACUACAUAUUGUCUUACAACAAAUCACCCUAAAAUUAGGAACGGUAGAGUAUUAGAGUAUGGUAGAGUAUUCCAAUAUAUUUUUAGUGUCAUUUAACAUUGAUUUAAAUAACAUAUAGUCAGGAUUAGAACAGAAAGACAAGGAAUUAAAACAACCUGAUGUGCCAAAAAACAGAUGUGUUGCAGUGAGGCUUUUCAUUUGACCUGAAAUUAAAGUACCUUGAUAAAAAUGCGGAUGAAAAUAAAACUAGAAUGCGCUUUACAUUCGCCGGAUGCCGUCUUCUAAGUACAGAAGUGAUCAUAAAUUAUGUUUGAAAAAGAACCGGGGUUGCGCUCAGGUCAAUUAAUCAAUGAAGGCACCAAAAAUAGAAAUACUAUUCUUAAUGUGCAACAUCAUAUAAACGAUAUUUUUCACUCCCCACUUUGUGAGGUCAAAACAAAAGACUUGAAUUAUUGCCAAAGCACUUUUACUGUCCCGUUUUCUAACGUUGGAGCUGAAUCCACCAUAGCCCGGCAAUUAACAAUUAUAUAGGUAAUGGUAACUCGAAAACUUUACUUGAAUUUUCUGAUACAUCUGCUUAGCAACAUUCACCAGUUUAUUGUUCUGUAUUUUUGUUUGUUUUAAAUCAUGUUUCCCCACUCCAGGCAACAUAUACGUGAAGAUCAUGACAUGAAUGUCGUUGCAGGUACAACAAAUGAGCAACUGUUUGAACUGAUUUGUUACUACACACACAGCUGAAAUUUUACAUACAGGCAGGUAAUUACUACCCAGCAAAUAAGCUAUAUACUGUAGAGCUGGCCUACUAUAGUGGCAUAUUCUCAAGGACUGUUGGGUGUUUGAGAGCAGCUUCACAUGCUUGACAUCUCUUGAUAUAUACAACUGUAAAUACCCAACUAUUUACUGGCGUUUGUGAUUUAUUUUUGCACUACGUCCACAUCUGUGAAGAAACAAUCUGCAUUCUUGCCAUGUACAUGUACCAUACUCCUCUUGCUGCCGUAUAUUUCACUUGAGACUCAUGCCUUCAUGUUUUGUUGACUUUGCUGUGAUAAGACCAGGCAGGAAGUGCAUUUGAAUGACAAUAUCUUCUUGCACAGUUUGCUCUGUAUUAUAGAAUGUUAUGAAGGUAGUGACGCGUUUUCACAAUUCUUCAUCGUGCAUAUUUAAUUCCAACAAUUAUAUAUGGUCAUAUUCAUUUUCUGCGAUAAUAAAAGUUUUUUUUUAAAUGA
Dunckerocampus dactyliophorus (ringed pipefish) is the source of this 4436-nucleotide messenger RNA. Its product is annotated as sortilin-like. The coding region runs from base 82 to 2472 and encodes 796 amino acids. Gene Ontology annotation, molecular function: protein binding. Gene Ontology annotation, cellular component: membrane; Golgi apparatus. The transcript is spliced from 20 exons. Gene Ontology annotation, biological process: Golgi to endosome transport; vesicle organization; endocytosis. NCBI's taxonomy places the organism in Eukaryota, Metazoa, Chordata, Actinopteri, Syngnathiformes, Syngnathidae. The record is from RefSeq and is a predicted model, not a curated record.